CGGUACGGGCAUGUGCUGCCAGUCGCUGAGCAAGUGUCGUGAGGAAACAACUAUCCUGAGCUUCGAAACAAUUCAAAAAGGGCUUGUUGGUUGAUCAGUAAUCGACGAGCACUCGAGCAUACGAACAAAUAUUUACACUUUACGGUUUUACUAUUAAUUAAGCGCCCCUUUAAUAUCCUGCAAAUCCUUCAAGUGUUUACGAGUGAAGUGUUUUAUUUUCCAACAAGUGCAUUAAGCCAGCUACCGAAGGUAGAUUCAACUGCCAAAGGGGCUUUCUAGAAAACUUCAGAGACAACAUUUACAGAAACACAACACUUUGUCCGCGAUAUUCGUUAUCAGUCGAGGAAACAUAAAAAUCAUAAUGACGUCGCUGGCGGUAAUGGAACUGAAUAACAACAACAUCCCCAACUGUGAUGAGAGCAGGAACGAGGAUUGCGAAAAGUAUCUACGCGAGCUAACGAAAACCUUCACCGGCAUCGACAAACCGUUGAAGAACGCGAGGAAGUGCGAAACAUUGACCGAUUUGAUCGGGGAACUGCGCAGAACUUUCGAUUCGGACCAUGUAAACAUCGAGUACGUGAACCACCUGAUGCUGAGCUACCAGUCGAAUCCGGCAGAAUGGCGAAAGUUUGCCAAAUUUGACCGAUAUCGCUACACAAGAAAUCUGGUAGACGCCGGAAAUGGCAAGUAUAACCUGAUGAUUCUUUGCUGGAACGAAGGUCAUGCCUCAGCCAUACACGAUCAUGCCGAUUCGCAUUGCUUCAUGAAGAUGCUGAAGGGACAGCUGAUGGAGACGCGCUACGCAUGGCCCAAGGAUGCGGCAGUAACGGAAGACAGUAAGGCAGACAUCGGCAAUGGUCAAACUGGACAGGAAGAGGUCGAAUACAACGGAGACGAGCUGGAAGAGCUUUCCAGGAGCACGCUGGAAACAAAUGGUGUGUGCUACAUUAACGACACGCUCGGAUUGCACCGGGUAGAGAAUCCUAGCCAUACCGAUGUUGCCGUAUCGCUACAUCUGUACUGUCCUCCAUUCGAUGUGUGCUCGAUCUUUAACAAACAAAACGGCAAGCGUACCAAGUGCAAGGUUACUUUCUGGAGCAAGUUUGGCAAACGAGAAGCCAAUAACGUGAACUAGAGUUGCAUUGCUGAUCCGUUGGCAUGCAUCGACUGAUGAUCGCAAGUGAUAGCGCGAAAAGAAUGGAUGCAUGGAUAUUGUUUUGCAUUUCAACUAGUUAGUAAUUCCUCCAAGAGAAAUGUAGGGCUGUAUUUCAAAUAAGAUAAUUAUAUGAGAUUAUUGUUUAAAUCAUAAGCUGCCCAAUUUUCGGGCACGAAUGUUUGUUACGAAUUAAUAAAAUGUUCAUACAAA
Messenger RNA from Anopheles funestus (African malaria mosquito), 1366 nucleotides. RefSeq names its product cysteine dioxygenase type 1. Gene Ontology annotation, biological process: L-cysteine catabolic process. The record is from RefSeq and is a predicted model, not a curated record. The transcript has 4 exons. Gene Ontology annotation, molecular function: cysteine dioxygenase activity; ferrous iron binding. Bases 362 to 1135 code for a protein of 257 amino acids. NCBI's taxonomy places the organism in Eukaryota, Metazoa, Arthropoda, Insecta, Diptera, Culicidae.